GGCCCGCGCCGCGCCCGCGCUCGCAGGCCCCGGGAUUACGAAGGGCUUUUGUUUCAAGUCUCCAAUCAUCUGUGAAAACAGCCAUGCCCCACUGGUUUGGGGAUGCUUUGAGAAUUGAGUGAUCAGUCAAAAAUCAGCGGGUUCUCUUAAAUGUUUUCUUGAAGCCUUAAAAAUGGAGAUGACGGAAGUGACUGGUGUGUCCCUGAAACGUGGGUCUCUUGCUGUCGAAGGUAAUGACAGCAUGGCCCCAGCUGAGGAGGCAAAAAGACAGAAAGUCUUGGACAGCUGUCUGCCCACAGGUCAGGACGGGCUGGAGCACGGCUCUCCACCCACCAGUGGACAUGUGCCUGGGCCACCUGAAGCUGUAAAUGCCGGACAGGGUAAAAAGAACUCUGAUGUGCAGUUGGAAGAAGAGGAAGAAGAGGAAGAAGAUGGCCUUUCUGAGGAGGCUGAAGAAGAGGAAGAAGCCGAGAGUUUUGCAGACAUGAUGAAGCAUGGGCUUACUGAACUUGACGUUGGCAUCACCAAGUUUGUAAGUUCUCAUCAGGGCUUCUCAGGCAUCUUGAAAGAAAGAUACUCAGACUUCGUUGUUCACGAAAUAGGAAAAGAUGGACGGAUCAGCCAUUUGGAUGAUUUGUCCGUCCCAGUGGAUGAGGAGGAUCCUUCAGAAGAUGUAUUUACAGUUUUGACAGCUGAAGAAAAGCAGCGUUUAGAAGAGCUCCAGCUUUUUAAAAAUAAGGAAACCAGUGUUGCCAUUGAGGUUGUUGAGGACACGAAAGAGAAAAGAACUGUCAUCCAUCAAGCAAUUAAAUCAUUGUUUCCAGGAUUAGAGACAAAAACAGAGGACAGAGAGGGCAAGAAAUACAUUGUAGCCUACCAUGCAGCUGGGAAAAAGGCUCUGGCAAAUCCAAGAAAACAUUCUUGGCCAAAGUCUAGGGGAAGUUACUGCCACUUUGUACUGUACAAGGAAAACAAAGACACCAUGGAUGCUAUUAAUGUGCUGUCCAAAUAUUUAAGAGUCAAACCAAACAUAUUCUCCUACAUGGGAACCAAAGAUAAAAGAGCCAUAACUGUUCAAGAGAUUGCUGUUCUCAAAAUAAGCGCUCAAAGACUUGCUCACUUGAACAAGUGCUUGAUGAACUUUAAGCUGGGGAAUUUCAGCUAUCAGAAAAACCCCCUGAAACUGGGAGAGCUUCAAGGGAAUCACUUCACAGUUGUUCUCAGAAAUAUAACAGGAACUGAUGACCAAGUUCAGCAAGCUAUGAACUCUCUCAAGGAGAUCGGAUUUAUUAACUACUAUGGAAUGCAAAGAUUUGGGACUACAGCUGUCCCCACAUAUCAAGUUGGAAGAGCUAUCCUCCAGAAUUCCUGGACUGAAGUCAUGGAUUUAAUAUUGAAACCCCGUUCUGGAGCCGAAAAGGGCUACUUGGUUAAGUGCAGGGAAGAGUGGGCGAAGAGCAAAGACCCAGCCGCUGCCCUCAGAAAACUUCCUGUCAAAAGGUGUGUGGAAGGGCAGCUGCUUCGAGGACUUUCCAAAUAUGGAAUGAAGAAUAUAGUCUCUGCAUUUGGCAUAAUACCAAGAAAUAAUCGCUUAAUGUAUAUUCAUAGCUAUCAAAGCUAUGUGUGGAAUAACAUGGUAAGCAAGAGAAUAGAAGAGUAUGGACUGAAGCCCGUUCCAGGGGACCUUGUUCUCAAAGGAGCUACAGCCACCUAUAUUGAUGAAGAAGAUGUUAAUAAUUACUCCAUCCAUGAUGUGGUAAUGCCCUUGCCUGGUUUCGAUGUUAUCUACCCAAAGCAUAAAAUUAGUGAAGCCUACAGAGAAAUGCUCACAGCAGACAAUCUGGAUAUUGACAACAUGAGACACAAAAUUCGAGAUUAUUCCUUAUCAGGGGCCUAUCGAAAGAUCAUUAUUCGCCCUCAGAAUGUCAGUUGGGAGGUCGUUGCAUACGAUGAUCCUAAAAUUCCACUCUUCAACACAGAUGUGGACAACCUAGAAGGGAAACCACCACCGGUUUUUGCUUCUGAGGGCAAAUACAGAGCUCUGAAGAUGGAUUUUUCUCUCCCUCCUUCUACCUACGCUACCAUGGCCAUUCGCGAAGUGCUAAAAAUGGAUACCAGCAUCAAGAACCAGACCCAGCUGAAUACCACCUGGCUCCGCUGAGUCCUUCCUCCCCAGAUUAGAAGAUGCAGACGAGUGUUUGCUGGCUUCCUAUUCAUUUUUCUCUUAGUACAGACCCAUAGGUGUAUUUUAGAUCUUUGUAGUUAAAGAUUAUUUGUAUUUUUUCAAUUUUUUAUUAGCUUAAUUUGCAAUAUUUGUACACAUAUACAAAUCCUGAGGAUCCUAAUUCUAGCUCAGAGGAUAUAAAUUGAUCAGAAUAUAUUUCAGGUGCUUAAAUCAUAGUAAAAUGUCAGCUUUAUUAGCUUUGUAAUCAUUUAAAAGGACUUCGGCUUAAAGUUGCAGUUUUAGGUUUUGCUACAUUCUUAAAGGACAACAUGAGUUUUUAAUGUAUCCAUGAAUGGAGUGUGCAACAAUGCAUUUUAAGAGAAAAUGCAACAAAACAAAUCUUGACUAUGAAUAAAUAGUAUACCCCACCUCCACCUCUUAAUAUAAGUACAGUACUCAUGCUUAUUUAAAUGAUGAUAAAACAUCUACAGGUUUAUAAAUGCAAAAGUGAUUGUCAUCAUCAAACUCCUAUAUCAGGGUUAGGUCAGCGUUGAUAGAUCUUUUAGUUGCAAUAGCUUUGCAUUGAUACUAUCCUUGCCUUGCAGGACAGUUGCAUCAAUAAGGCCUUUUUUUCUCGAUGUAAACACGUCCAGCUAUUUUUUUUUUUUUUAAGUCAAGGUCUGAUUUUUACUCUAGGUGCCUUUUACGUUCAGAACUCUUUCCGCUGGACUGGUAUUUGCCGCAAAAUAUGUGACAGCAGAGAAGAAAACUUUAAACUUUGUAUGAGGCCCCUCUAAGCAGCAGCAGCCUUUGUCACCUUGGGCGUAGGCGUCUCUGGCAUUGUGUAACACUUGUCUCUGGUGCGAAAGGCUAAAUAUGCCUUUCCAAGGGUGUGUGACAUAAGUGCACCAAUUUUUAUUUUCUACCACUUUUAGAACAAAAUAUAAUAAAUAUUUUUUAAAACUCC
Canis lupus familiaris (dog) is the source of this 3131-nucleotide messenger RNA. It is a transcript of the gene PUS7, whose product is annotated as pseudouridine synthase 7. Gene Ontology annotation, biological process: pseudouridine synthesis. The record is from RefSeq and is a predicted model, not a curated record. The coding region runs from base 173 to 2161 and encodes 662 amino acids. Gene Ontology annotation, molecular function: pseudouridine synthase activity; RNA binding. Gene Ontology annotation, cellular component: nucleus. Lineage: Eukaryota; Metazoa; Chordata; Mammalia; Carnivora; Canidae. The transcript has 17 exons.